Molecule: messenger RNA, 354 nt
Organism: Theileria equi strain WA
Lineage: Eukaryota; Apicomplexa; Aconoidasida; Piroplasmida; Theileriidae
Exons: 1
Coding region: 1-354 (117 amino acids)
Source: RefSeq, a predicted model, not a curated record
AUGAAGGCUCUAGUAAAGCUUAAGAAUCUACUGCUGGAUCUUCUACUGAGUGUGAUGUUUGUGGUAAUGCUAGAGGACCCUAAAGACCUGUUGGUAAAGUUAAAGAACCUAAAACAGCUGGAUCUAAAGAACAAGCUCUUAGUUAUUCUGAGCAUAUCUCUACUAGUUCUGUUUAUAUUGGAGUUCAUACUAUUCUCUCUGGCUCUCUUCUCCUGGUUACCCUUUCCCUCCCUCUCCUCAUCUCUCCCCUACUGCUUCCCCUGCUUCUGCUGUCUGCUCAUGGUCUUUCUGCCCUUAUGGUUCCUCAAACUGCUAUUGGUUCUGCUGGUGAAACUAAAAGUGGUCAACUUCUAA